Vigna unguiculata (cowpea) is the source of this 1024-nucleotide messenger RNA. It is a transcript of the gene HMGB1, whose product is annotated as high mobility group B1. The record is from RefSeq and is a predicted model, not a curated record. NCBI's taxonomy places the organism in Eukaryota, Viridiplantae, Streptophyta, Magnoliopsida, Fabales, Fabaceae.
UUAGUUUCCAAGAGCCGCUAUCUCUCUGCUUUUGCUAGUGGUACUGUCUUAGCUUUGAUUCUCUGUUCUCUGUUUUGUUCUGUUUCGCGUCUAAGUUCCUCUGUUACGCUUUCGCCCUUUUAAAGGAGAAAACAAUUCCGUGUGCAUGCGUGAUAAUCUUUUUGUUGCUACAAGGCGCAUGCAUAAAUUUUUGUAAGGUGUACUACUAGUGUUACAGGAACUUAAACAAUGAAGAAUGCCAAGGGCAAGGGAGCAGUGAAGGUUUCAAAAGAAGCACUGAAGCCUGUUGAUGACCGAAAGGUUGGAAAGCGAAAGGCUUCUAGUAAGCCUGACAAGGGCAGUGCACCAAAGGCAAAGAAGGAGAAGAAGGCCAAGAAGGACCCCAACAAGCCUAAGAGACCCCCCAGUGCUUUCUUUGUGUUCCUUGAGGAGUUCAGGAAGACCUUUAAGGCUGAGAAUCCUAAUGUGAAGGCUGUAUCUGCUGUUGGGAAAGCUGGAGGAGAGAAAUGGAAAUCCUUAUCCAGUGCUGAAAAAGCUCCAUAUGAAGCUAAGGCUGCAAAAAGGAAAGCUGAGUAUGAAAAACUCAUGAAAGCUUAUGAUAAAAAGCAGGCAAGCUCUGCAGAUGAUGAUGAAUCGGACAAGUCCAAAUCUGAGGUGAAUGAUGAAGAUGAUGAAGCCAGUGCCGAGGACCAUCAAGAAGAGGAAGAGGAGGACGAGGAGGAAGACGAGGAAGAUGAGGAUGAUGACUGAGAUUGAUGUUUAAAACCUUGGUUUAUGAUGUUUUGUUGGUGAGGGUGGCUAUUAUCUAUUCUGACUGUGCAUACUAGGCCACUUUUGUUUAUGUUUUGUGUCGGUAGAAAAGAAUCUCUUCCUUUUGUUGGCUCCAUCUAUUGGCAGCUACUUGAGCUUCCCUCACUUAGCUAUCGUACCUAAAUUGCUCUGUGCAUUGUAGCCUUACAUGGGUUGCUUUAAGUAAUAUUAAUUUCUUUCUGAUCAAUGCAUUGACAUAAUAAAUUAGUAUAAA